AUGCGGAAGAAUGCGUGCGAGAUUGUGUUCCAGGGACAAUGUCCAAGUUUGCUUGCAGCCGAUCGCGAUGGCCUCUGUGUCUACGAUGCUGGGCAGGACAAGAUCUUCCACGUGAGCAUCGGCGCAUGGGAGGUUGACCAUGUCUUGGGCACAGGCACCAGGGCCUUCAGUCCUGAGGGGUUGCCACCACUAUCUACGAACCUGAGCAUUGUGAUAAGCAUGGCACUUGGUCGUGACAGAGAACUGGCUUUCGUGUGUUCUGGCGACGACACCGUUCGCAAGUACAAACUGCCUGCAAGUUUGCGACCACUUGCACCUUCCUGCCAGUCAUCCACAGGACCAAUGUCAGCCACAGAUGACGUACAGGAUGCACUUGUCCCACUUCAAAAAGAUGGUUUUCAGCCUUCGUGUGGUUUCAACUUUGUCCCCUUCUCCGGACAACCUGCGCAGAUUUUCCUAUCAGAACGAUUACCACACGAUCGAAACAACAUGUGCAUCAAAUGGUCUAUGUUGGCUCCACCGGGUGGACUUGGCAUAUGCUUAGUUGCAGACCCCUUCGGAAGUUCCCAUCGCAGAUUGGUGGAUUGUCAUAUCUUAAGCCCUCCUGAGUGGAGCGCAGAGACAUACAUCACCACAACCUCAAAGAUGAGGCAGCAAGUAGAUGAGCCCAAGCAAAGGCAGAACCAGCCUUUUCGAAAUGCUUGGGAGACAUGUUUGGGCAAAUUUCGCGAUUUUGUGAUGGCCUUCAAUGAGAAAGAACCCGCAAAGGAAGAUUUCUUGGGGAAACCGUUCUACUUCCAACAUGAAAACCGCUUUGAGGCAAUUGUGGAGAAGAUCUACAAUGAGGAGGCAGACUGCAUCAAGUGGCAGCUCAUUGAGUUAAGAAUCAACGGAAAGAAGCGCGCCGAAGCCUUGGAGCCCAUCACUGUGGGUGUUGAUGUGCCAAUAAUGCUCUGUGUGUUUGAGGGCACAACAGGGGCUCUUUUGGAGUGCACGGAAGCUCCCAAAGUUAUUGUAGAUAGCUCCUACAUUGACAGAUAG
Durusdinium trenchii is the source of this 1041-nucleotide messenger RNA. The record is from the annotation of a GenBank genome assembly. Lineage: Eukaryota; Dinophyceae; Suessiales; Symbiodiniaceae.